Ceratosolen solmsi marchali is the source of this 3223-nucleotide messenger RNA. Its product is annotated as anillin-like protein 1. The coding region runs from base 104 to 3169 and encodes 1021 amino acids. The record is from RefSeq and is a predicted model, not a curated record. The transcript has 9 exons. Gene Ontology annotation, biological process: septin ring organization; mitotic cytokinesis; actomyosin contractile ring assembly. NCBI's taxonomy places the organism in Eukaryota, Metazoa, Arthropoda, Insecta, Hymenoptera, Agaonidae. Gene Ontology annotation, cellular component: actomyosin contractile ring.
AUGAAGUUCAAACAGUUAUGAAAGAUGUAUUAGUGUAUGUAUGAAAAUUUUAUUUUCAGGUAAAUAUUUUAAUUUGACAAAAGCGACGUGCAUUGAAACUAGAAUGGAUAGAAGGGAAGACGUAACAGAUAAAGGCGAUCAAUAUGCAAAGCGUAUGUUGGACCGAAAAAAGGAACACGGCCAAUCAUCUCAGUAUUAUUCGAAAAGUUUACGAAGACGAUUGAGUAUCAUGAGAGCGAUAAAUAAAAGUAACAUAACGCCGCCUUCGGACUUUCAUUACGAGGGUAAUCCGUUCGAGAAGGAGUUCGCAAACACGAGCGAGAGCAUCACCAUGUACAAGGAGGCUGAGGAAGGCAACUUGGAACCAACGAGACGGCCCGAAAACUCGAGGCACGGAUUCAGUAACGACUUGUCCUCCCGGACUUACCGCAUCGACUCCCUACCAUCGGAUCGCGAGCUUUGCUCUACUGGUGACAGCUCCACCUGCGACAAGUCCCCGACAGACACGAACUCGGAGCAUAUACUCGACUAUCGACAUCCUCCCAGCCAAAUCACUCGAGGUCUGCUCGGCGAGUGCGACUCCUGCGGAAAUCCUGAUGACGAGCCGCUCCAGGAGCCGAUAUGUGGGACAAGACUCUCGAUCGGAGAGUACUUUGGAGCUGCUUCUCAUGGAGAGUUGAAUGCUUGCACUCAACAUAUCGUCAGCGAAAAGUACGAGGAUGAAUUUGAGGAGAUGAAUGGACAGUUGCAGCACAGAGGUCCGGAUCUAUUCUUCGGUGCUCGAGUUCUGGAAAUCCUUGAGCCGGAAGUGGUGAAAGUAGAGCGCGUGAGCGCGGAGCCCAGAGUUUCAAAUCGGCGUCGAGCAUCCGAUAUGACGUUUAUUCAAGAAACCUUCAAAGGCCUUCAGCUCGAAAAUCCAGACGAAUCUCUGACGACUUCUUUAAUGUCAGAAGACAUGAAGGAACUCGAUCGGGAGAUGGAAAAACUAGAUUUUCAAUCGAAUGAUGUUUCGCAACAGUCACAGCAGUCACAGCAAAUCAUAGUGGAAACUCCAAAGAGGAUGUACCCGAAUUUAUCACUCGUCAAAAGAAUGUCCAACAAUUUUUCAUCCGAUAAUCUUUAUUACGUGAACGAUGGUGAGAAGAACGACAAUAUGCCUGGUACUGACUUCAAUUCUAACUUGACGGAAACUUUCUAUGACUUCGAGAAGCCGUCGAUUGCCGAAAAAGAGAGCUUCGCUACGCCAAUGACAAUGCCAGACUCUCAGUUAAAAAAUUUGAAGAAUUAUAAUCGCCAUGAAUCCAGCCAGUCCGGAACACUGGGUAUAUCAUUUCUUAAGCGAAACGCGAGUUUCAUCUUAAAUAAUCUGCACGUACCAAAAGUUAUGCGUCGCAAACCGAAUCUCGAAUCAACGCGAAAGAUUUACAACGGCGAAGGGAAAAUAGCAUCGCCGAGGUCCCAAGAAGAAAGCUCUAUAUCGACUCUAACACUACCGAAUACGCCCUCGAGUCCAGAUGGUUACGAGUCGUUAGAAAAUCCUCAGCAAGAACAACAGCACCAACGGCAACAACAACAAUUACAUACGCAAAUGCAAAAAAGCAUGAACGCGACUCUACCCUACGAAGUAGAGAAUUUCUUAGAGUUAGCACUUGGAGACGAGCGUUACAAUUCAACAAUUACAUACGCUAAUUCCGACACGAGGGAAAUAAAUGCCAGUGAACUUAUAUCUGAAGAAAUAAUGCAAAAUAUGACUGAAAGGAAAAAAGUGAUGAGAAUACCGACAACUGAUCAACCAAAGCACUCAAGUACUUUAAACAGGACACUUUCGAUAUAUAAGACCCUCACACAAAGAAUAAAAAAGAAAUUCCGAGGAAGCGUAAAGGAUGAGACAAAGUCAAUGUGCAAUCAGGAAAUCCUGCCGAGCAACGUGAACCCUGAACUGCGAGACAAUGUGAAGAAAUUACUGGACGAGGUCGAACUUCAGCAGACACUAAUUUAUCAAGCGAGCAAAGCUCUCGAGCUUUGCAACUCUAUGCGAGAAUUCAUAGCGAGCUCCGAGCGAGUAGAGUCUGAGCGGCUUCUCGUCCUAGCGAGUCUGCGUAAGAAAGCCGCCCUCGAGGAGAUUCGUCGGAUGAUCGGUCAAACGUGCGACAUCGAACCUUGCCGCGAACGCGCCGAAGUUAUCCUAAAGGAGCUAAGCCUUCAGCUGCGCGAGGACGUCCUGAGGCGGGAGCGUCAGAACGGCGAUAUCGUCGAAUGGUUCGUCGUUGUCAUAAGCGAGGGCCUGACUGUCUGGGCGACCCACGCCGUCGCCUGUCCUAUUUCGAGUCCACGUCUUUAUUUCCCCGGGCAGCUCUUGAUUCCCAGCCUCAAGCCUGACUUUCGCCUCUCCCUCAGGGUCUACAGCCUCAAACUCCAGCAGAUACUCUACAAUCACGAAGACAAAUACCACAUAACGCAGAGUAUCGCCGGGACUAAAAACUCAUCCUGUCCCAUAUCGAAGAAGCUGCUGAAAAGAAGCUGGAGAGCUGAAAAAAAAAAGUCCGCGAUAUCUCCGAAGCAAUACGAAAUCAGGUUCUCGGGCGUCAAAGAAUCAGCCUUCGUCAUGUGUGGCAGCAUCGACUUUGUUCUUCAAGAUCUCAGUCUCUCAUCGCCAUGGCCUCUAACCAGAGUCCCAACAAAGUCCGUGCUUCAAGGGACGAUAGACCUGAGUCUCUCGUGCAGGCUACAACUAUCCACCCUCCAUGCCGGCUUCCUGACUCACGGAGACGAGGCGGGCGGCCUCGCCGCCUGGAACCGACGCUGGUGCGUCCUCGAAGGUCACAACCUCCUCUUCUGGAAUUACCCGCGCGAACAGGGCUGCAAGCCGCCGCUCUACGCGAUCGACCUUGUGAACUGCGUGUCCAGGCACAUCGGCCUCAUCGAUCGGAGCUUGUGCGCCAGGACACGGACACUUCUCGUCGAGACGAUCAGAAGACGAAACGCUAUUGAUCGAGACAGUAUUCUCGUCGAGUGUCACUCCACCUGCACAAUCCUCAGAAAUUUGUUAUCAUGCGAUACCAAUCAAGAUUUAAUAGAGUGGCAAUCAAAACUAAAUCAUGUAGUCUCUGCCUUACGUGAAUGGAAUAUCAUAAAUACAAAAUCCUUACCAGAAGUCAGUGAUUUAUAAAAGGAUACCAGCCACUUUUUAUAAACAAACAAUGGAUUAAAAUGUUCAACACAA